AGUCACCUCUUGAUGCCGGCCUGCACCUCUGCGCCCACUGUCCGGCCAUGUCGUGCUCCCGGGCCCAUGCCGCCGCACACGCUGCCACCCACCCGGACCACAGCCUAGCGGUUGUCAUCGACUUUGAUGCCGUCUUUUGCUUUGCAUGUGCGCGCUUUGUCUACGACAACGCCAUCGAUGCCGCCCUGGCCGCAGGCACCCUCGCCGCCCGCGCCCGCAUCCGCUCGUGGGCUGUUCCCGCCGCCCAUCUCCGCGUCCACUCGGCCGAGUGGCUUGUCAGUGCUGAAGACAUGGCCGCAGCCUCGCAGCGGGUCGGUGUCAAGCGCGCGCUCGGCGAGCCAUCGUCAGCCGAGGCGUCUGAGGUCGACGACGUGGGUAUGCGGAUCAAGAAGCGCCGGCGCGGGCUGCGCGGGCUCAACAACUUUGGCAACUCGUGCUUUAUGUCGUGUGUCCUGCAGACGCUUCUUCACAACCCGCUGCUUCGGGCAUACUUUCUCUCGCACCUGCACGAUCCAACCAAAUGCACCGUGGCCAAGAAGCGGUGCCUGGGGUGCAACAUGGUGAGUCUUUUUACGCAGACUCUCUCGGGUUCGUCGCUGCCGAUGAACCCGUCUGAGUUUCUGCACUCGAUCUGGGUCCACUCCAAGUACCUCGCUGGCUACGAGCAGCAGGACGCGCACGAGUUCCUCAUUUCGGUCCUCGACGGCAUCCACACGCACUCGCGCAACCAGGUUCCGCUGCCUGUGGCUUCGGUGCCGCUGCCGGCACGGCCGGCACCGCGCUGUUCGUGCGUUGUUCACUCGGUAUUCUCCGGCAUCCUCUCGUCCAAGCUCGUCUGCCUCUCGUGUGGGGCUUCGUCGCCGUCGUACGACCCGUUUGUCGACGUUUCGCUCCAGAUCUCGUCCGAAGUCAAGGCGCUCGAACAGUGCCUGCUCAACUUUACUUCGUCAGAGCGGCUGAGCGUCGAGCUUCCGUGCCGCGCGUGCGCGCCCGAGGGCAAGCGGCCGUUUACCAAGCGGUUGCAGUUCCAAGAGCUGCCGCUUACUCUUGCUAUCCAUCUCAAGCGCUUUGAAUCGCAUGGAGGAACCGCCACAGGCUCUUCUGUCAAGCUCUCGGACUUUGUCUCGUUCCCACUGGUCCUCGACAUGGCCCCGUAUGUGGCCCGUGAGUCGCAAUCCGCUUUUGCCGUCGUCGUCCACAUUGGCUCCAUCGACGCCGGACACUACAUUGCCUACGUACGCGUUCCGGCGCCAACGGUCGGCGCCGCCGCCGUCCCGGCGUCGCAGCUCUGGUUCCGCUGCGACGACGCGGUCGUCACGCUUGCUACCGUCAAAGAGGUCCUUGCCUCCGAGGCCUACCUCCUCUUCUACGUCAAGCGCGAGAUCGACUACCACGAUCUCGGAAAGACCGAGAUCAUCAGCGCGUCGUCGUCCACGCCGCGUGCUGCGCGAUCCUCGGUCCUAUCACCUACAGCCUCUUCGCCACGCACCUUUCCGCCGCAGGCAUGA
Molecule: messenger RNA, 1508 nt
Organism: Thecamonas trahens ATCC 50062
Lineage: Eukaryota; Apusomonadida; Apusomonadidae
Product: ubiquitin carboxyl-terminal hydrolase
Exons: 2
Coding region: 48-1508 (486 amino acids)
Biological process (GO): protein deubiquitination
Molecular function (GO): cysteine-type deubiquitinase activity
Source: RefSeq, a predicted model, not a curated record